CAGUCGACUGUGGCGACCGCCGGCGGCCACUGAGUGAAGCCUACCCUAACGAAGUCGUUUCAGCAUCGCCCUCCUUGCUUUAAGAUUGUUCCCCAUGAGUGUCGGCUACUCUCAAAACGGGCGCUGCUGGACAUAGACCAAGAGCUAGUGAGAGAUGCGCCGACUCCUGCAGGGCUCAGAAAUACAACUGCACGGCAGAGCCGACACAACGACAAUGCAACCGCCACGAGAAGCAGCAUCCAUAACAAGCUGCUGUGGGUCCGUAGGGGGCCAAGCUGUCAUCGCAUCCUCUCCGCAAAGUCCGAGCAAAGUCGUCAUACAUAUACGCCCACAAUGCGUUCGUGCCACAUGGGAGGCACCCCGUAUGUGUCUCAAGGCUGCUUUUUCUCGCAAAAAAGUAACCUUGAGACGCAGGCGGGGUGCCUGCAGUGCAGAGGUGUUGAGGGAAGUGGAUGAGAAGUAGGAGGAAGAUGACUUGGGCUUAUAAGCGUGACCUGUGUGCCACAUAUGUACGUCAAUACGUCUGGCCUGGCUUCUAUUGAUUCAGCCAGGGCAUUGUGCUGGGGACGCGUGCCGGUCUCCCAGGCAAUUUGUGAUACACGG
Messenger RNA from Laetiporus sulphureus 93-53, 603 nucleotides. RefSeq lists its product as uncharacterized. NCBI's taxonomy places the organism in Eukaryota, Fungi, Basidiomycota, Agaricomycetes, Polyporales, Laetiporaceae. The transcript has a single exon. The record is from RefSeq and is a predicted model, not a curated record. Bases 155 to 463 code for a protein of 102 amino acids.